AUGGCUGCCGAACCUCAAUCCUUCACCGAACUCCCCGUUCUGCCCCUCGCGCGUGCCCUUGACCCCGCCACGAAACCGCAGUUUCUGGCCGAUUUGCGGGACGCGUUGCUGAAUGUUGGCUUCUUGUACCUCAGCGAGACGGGGCUGCCAGACAAGCUGGUGCGCGAUGUGAUCGAGGAGUGCACGAGAUUUUUUGAGAAACUACCACAAGCGCAGAAGGAGGCGAUUGAGAUGAAGAACGAGAAGAGUUUCCUGGGCUGGAGUCGGCUCGACAACGAGACCACGGCGUUCAACACAGAUCACCGCGAACAGCUCGACCUGUCGACACCGCAUCCAGUACCAGGACCAGAGGCACCGUUGUACCACAAUCUCCUCGCUCCAAACCAAUGGCCAUCACCGCAGCACCUCCCGGCAUUCCGGCCGGUCUACGAAGAGUACAUGCGUCGCAUGUCUGAAAUUUCUGCUCUUUUCACGUCACUGAUCGCGGAAGCGAUCGGCCUGCCUGCCAACGCGUUCAGCCAGUUCUUCGACGCGCAGCAGCAGCACAAGCUCAAAAUCGUCAAGUAUCCCGAGGUAUCCGUGCCCGACCUGGCAGCAGACGCGAGCGAGCAAGACAGGAGGCAAUGGGAGAUCGCGCGCCAGGGCGUCGGACCUCACAAGGACAGCAUGCUCACCAGCUACUUGCUGCAGGCCAGCAGCCAACCGGGACUGCAGGCGCAGAACGCCAGAGGGGAGUGGGUGGACUGCAAGCCUAUCGCUGGCACGCUUGUGGUUGCCAUCGGGCAGGGAAUGGAAGCUCUAACGAACGGCGUAUGCGCGUCAACUACCCAUCGCGUGCUGAGUCCGCGGAAGGGCGAGGGCGCACGGUUCUCCGUUCCGUUCUUCCAGGGCGUAAGCUAUGAUGCAAAGUUUGAGGCCAUGGAUGUGCCAGCGUCAGUCCUGCAGCUGCGUGACGAAGCACGCAAGGCGCGCAGGGACGACGUUGAAUUCACGUUUGUCAAAGGCCGGUGGGCGCAUCUGGGCGAGGCGACGCUGAUGAAUCGGGUGAAGAGCCAUCCAGACGUGGGCCAGCGGUGGUAUCCAGAGCUGCUCCGGCAAAUUCGCGCGUCGCAGCAGUCGUAA
Boeremia exigua is the source of this 1122-nucleotide messenger RNA. RefSeq lists its product as uncharacterized. The record is from RefSeq and is a predicted model, not a curated record. Bases 1 to 1122 code for a protein of 373 amino acids. Gene Ontology annotation, molecular function: dioxygenase activity. NCBI's taxonomy places the organism in Eukaryota, Fungi, Ascomycota, Dothideomycetes, Pleosporales, Didymellaceae. The transcript is spliced from 2 exons.